Messenger RNA from Chilo suppressalis (striped riceborer), 5746 nucleotides. Lineage: Eukaryota; Metazoa; Arthropoda; Insecta; Lepidoptera; Crambidae. The record is from the annotation of a GenBank genome assembly.
AUGUUGUGGAAUAUGAUAUUUAUGAACAGGUAACACUGUACCCUACGUUUUAGGAAAUGUAGGUUUUUGGCACAUUAGUUAGUUUUCAGCAGAUAUUUUCCAAAUAAUCGGUUGAUUUAACUGAUGGGUCCAUAAGUUGACACAAACACAUUUCCAUUUCAAUGUAACUCUCCAACUAACUUGUGUUAAAUAAAGGUUAUAUUACCAAGUUUGGGGACUCCGACCGAUCACACGUCUGUCAAUUGAUUUAUUUUGCAAAUUACUUGCGAAAGUAAUUCAGGAUGGGAGUACCGAAGUUCUUUAGGUAUACCAGUGAAAGGUACCCAUGCCUCAAUGAACUAGUAAAGCAGUAUCAGAUACCUGAUUUUGACAAUAUGUACUUGGACAUGAACGGUAUCAUUCACAACUGUUCCCAUCCAGACGACUCUGAUCCCCACUUCCGUAUCACAGAGGAAAAGAUAUUCAAAGAUAUCUUCCACUAUAUCAGCAUCCUCUUCCAAAUUAUUAAGCCGAAGAAGCUAUUCUUCAUGGCUAUUGAUGGAGUGGCUCCCAGAGCUAAGAUGAACCAGCAAAGAGGCAGGAGAUUCAGAUCUGCUAGAGAGGCUGAAAAAUUAGAAGAAGAAGCAAAAGCUAAAGGUGAAGUGUUGCCUGCUGAAAAACGUUUUGAUAGCAACUGCAUUACACCUGGAACUGUUUUCAUGGCUCGGCUACAUGAACAACUGAGAUAUUUUGUAAAGGAAAAGAUGUCCACAGAUCCACUAUGGUCGAAAGUAAAGGUCAUCCUUUCAGGUCAUGAGACACCAGGCGAGGGUGAGCACAAGAUAAUGGAUUACAUUCGCUGGGCUCGCUCGCAGCCCGACUACGAUCCUAACAUUAGGCAUUGCUUGUACGGACUGGAUGCAGAUCUCAUCAUGUUGGGCAUGUGUACGCACGAGCCACACUUCGCAUUGUUAAGAGAAGAGGUGAAAUUCGGUAAAACCACACAGCGAGCCACCAGUCCAGAGGAGACCAAUUUUUACCUCUUACAUCUAUCACUUCUUAGGGAAUACUUAGAGCAAGAGUUCAUAGCUAUAAAGGACAAAUUGCCCUUUGAAUAUGACCUUGAGAAACUUGUUGAUGAUUGGGUGCUAAUGGGCUUUUUAGUGGGUAACGAUUUUAUACCCCACUUGCCACAUAUGCAUAUAGGAAAUGAUGCUUUACCUAUAUUAUAUAAUACUUAUAUGAAAGUAUUACCUACUUUAGAUGGUUAUAUAAAUGAAGCAGGAGACUUAAAUCUAGAGAGAUUUGAUAUAUUUAUGCAGGAAUUAGCCAAAUUAGAUAAGGAGAAAUUUCAAGAUGUGUAUGCCGAUUUAAAAUAUUUUGAGGCUAAGACGGGUAGACGACCAAAUGCGCAAGAAAGGAAAGAGUACAAACCCAACAACGAUGAGACAUUUAAUGUCAAUGUUGAUGAUAUAAAGAAUAAUAAACCGGAUGACGAGUUACAAGCGCUCAUCAACGCCACGCAAGAAAUGUUCAUGGAUGAUAUGGAUAACGAAGGGGAAGAAUAUGAAGAAACUAGCGACGAGGAGGCUAAUAUGGAAUUGGAAUUUUUAUUACAUAAAAAAGACUAUUAUAUGAAUAAGUUAGAUUAUUCAAAAGUCACCGAUGAGGUGUUAGCGGACCAAGCGGAAGGGUACGUAAGGGCAAUCCAAUGGAAUUUGUUUUAUUAUUACAAGGGUUGCCCUUCGUGGUGUUGGUAUUAUCCUCACCAUUAUGCGCCUUAUAUAUCAGAUAUAAAGGGAUUCAAAGACUUGAAGAUAGAAUUCGAGUUGGGUGAACCUUUCAAGCCUUUUGAACAGCUGCUAGCGGUGUUGCCAGCCGCCAGUAAGCAUUUGCUUCCAGCGCCGUUCCACGAUCUGAUGACUGACGAAGACUCCCCAAUAGUACAUUACUACCCGAUUAACUUCGAGACCGACCUCAAUGGGAAGAGGAAUUCUUGGGAAGCUGUCGUACUUAUACCAUUUAUUGAUGAGACAAAUCUUCUUUCGGCAAUGACACCGUGCUACGAAAGGUUGACAGACGAGGAACUAAAGAGAAACACCCAUGGUCCCAUGUUAGUAUACAACUGGAGUCCCGCUAAUCAAGGAACUGUAAAUGCUCCCCAAUACUUCCCUCCCAUAACUAAUUGCUACGCGAUAGAGAAUAAGGUGUGGCGUAAUGAACUGGACGUGCCAGAAGCUAAACUAAAGAGGGGGAUGUUGCCAAACGCCAAAAGGGACAUGCUAUUCCCCGGGUUUCCCACCAUGAAGCAUCUUAAAUACGAGGCUUGUUUAAAGAAAAACAAAGUGAAAGUAUUCGAUCAACCGUCUCGUAAUGAGAAUAUGAUAGUGAAAAUAAUAAAGGAACUCAAUUUUGAUGAAACUUUGGAAAGAGUUGCUAAGGAUUUCCUCGGGAAAACCAUAUGGGUUGGAUGGCCCCAUCUCACUCGAGCCAAAGUGAUAUCGGUGUCGAAUGAGAAGAAGCGAUUGCAUUACGUGGACCAGCAGAACAACAAUGUGGACGGCUGCCCCAGCUACACAACGGAGACGAACGCUGGAAAUCUUCAUAAACAGUGGAUAUCUGAAAGGGCAACUAUUUUAGAACACAAUAUGAACCGGCUUGGUAUUGACUUGGACGACGUAAACGUAAUCAUUCACGCCAUUAAUUUAAAAGGUUACAAAUACGUUAUACAAGACAACACGCGAAUGGUGAGCGAACCGGAAUGGUGCACUAUUCCUUGCGGUUACGCUCUUCACGCCGUCGUAAAGGAUGUAUCUGCGCACAUCAUUCAAGAAGCAACGAAAUUUUCAACGCCUCAAGAAGCUUAUCCGAUUGGGGACAAAGUGUUUUUACUAACGCAAGGACAAUACUAUGGCUGUCUAGCUUCGGUGGUGGAAUCGGAGACGGUCCGCAGCGGGCGCAUCAAAGUGGCGGUGUGUGAAAGGCCCGAGCCCGCGCCCGCAGUACACGCCGCUGCCUGCCCCUACCGCAGCGCCAACCACGCCGCCGCCCUCUGCGGCGUAUCGGCGCAAAUGUUAUCCCGCAUCACUGGCUCGGUACUCGUGGUGACAGGUCAACGAAACGACCUGCCAACAGAGACCAUGAGCAAAACCAACGUGGGACUCAACCUCAAGUUUAAUAAAAAGAAUCAAGAAGUGUCAGGGUACACGCGUCGCUGCAAGAUGACCAACUCGUGGCUAUAUUCGGAGCGGUGUAUCGAACUAGUGAAGUCUUAUUCGAGUCAGUUUCCGGAGCUCUUCGAUACUCUAGCGCAGAAUCUCAACAAUGAUGUUUUCUUCGAAAGCGAUCUUUGGCCGAAUGAAGUUGGACAAAAGAAAGCUACCGAAGUGUCAGGUUGGUUGAAGAAUCAACCACAUUCUAACGCCGCACGUCGCGAAUGUGGCUCUGAUGCCCUCGAACCAGAAGAGAUGAAAGCUCUCUGGUCGACGUUAGAAACUCAACUGCAGACCUUGAAAGAUAAGGAAAAGAAAGUAACGCUGCAUGUUAAAUGGAACCUUCUCUACAAGCCAGAAUUACACGAAGGAAACAUCUCCCCCGAUCCGCGGGCAGACUUCAAGAUGUACGACCGCAUCGUAUGCGUGUCUCGCUCUAUCACGGUGCCUUUGGCAGCCACUGGCACCGUGACCGCAGUUUAUUUACCGCCACCGCCUAAUACUGUUCGUCUGUCCGACCGCCUCAACGUCGAGCCCUCCUACCAGGUUAUGUUUGACGAGCCGUUCCCUGGAGCUAUGACGGAAGAUUUGUUCGAUGAGCCAAGAUUCUACAGAAUGUUGCCUACUAAUAUGUUGAACAUAUCGUACGGCCGCAAACUGCGCAACUCCAUAAGCUGCGCCCCGGAGACUUUCACAAGGGCUCCUACUCUGCUACGCCGUGAUGGAAACCACUCGGCAUUCGCUAGCUAUAGCCCGCCAACAACAACGACAGAAAUGAAGCCUAUUCAGUUUGUCAAAGAAAACGCUACCGCUUCUACUAAAAACGGUCCGCAGCAGGAGAAUGCCACCCAUCUACUUAGAAGUUUACUAAAGAUUAGUGAAGACGAAGAACAGGCCAAAAAGAACAAUGUUAAGGGUGCUAAUGAUCAAAAUUGGCGGAAGAAAGAGAACAGUUCGCAGCCACCACUACUACCAACGCCAAAAGGGCCACAGCAAAAUAAUUGGCGCAAAGAAAUGACCCACAAACCACAGCAAGCGCAAGUGGCCAACGAAUGGACCAAUGCUAACUUUAAGAAUCAGCCCCCCGUCCCCCCGUUCCCCAAUUUCGGUCAACCUUUCCAAGGGCCCGUGCCCAACCAGAUCCCGUUUCCCCAAUUCCAGAACCCGCACUUCCAACGCAACCAGAACCACCACGGCAACCAGGAGGUGAACACUCGCAACCAGAACCACAACCAGUACAGCAACAAUCAGUUCAGUAACCGCACGCACCAUAACCAGGGCUUCCCGAAGCAUUUGCCUUCGGUCAGCGGGUCUAAUGUUACUCUAGGCCCGAGCUGGGGACAAGGACAGCAGCAACAGGCUGCAGCUAGCAAGCCGAAUUCGAAUCAAACCAGUUCUGCAGAGAAGUUGUCAAAUCCCUUCGUGCCACUACAAGUGCAGACAAGUCAAAGACGUAUUCAAAAUACAAGUGGACCCUCAACGAAGAAGGAGGAGAUGCCGGCCCCUAAACCUUCUCAGCCCCGACCUCAACCUACCAAUCAAAAUGUGCAACCUCUAAGGCAGGAUUCCUCGUCACGACCACAAAAGAAGAAAAAACCGAGAAUAGCGGCAAAUCUACCAUUUCAAAUAGACUAAUUGUUCGCGUUAACAUGAGUUUAAAAAAUACAAAACUAGCGUUGAAAAUAAAAAGGAAAAAUAUGAAAAGUAGCAGGUGACAAAAACAGAGUGUUAUGUUUAGGUGAUAAGAUUGUAAAUAAAUGUCUUACAGAAAAAAAUAGAAAAAUAUCCCUUCAAAAUUUCUCAUAAUAAAACUCAAAUUGAGUUGUAUAUUAUGUAAAUACGAUGAAGAGAACUUAUAUUUAAGUAGUUGACGAAAAUGUUGUUCUAGAUAUUGGAAACAUUGAUGGUAGUUUACAGAAACAUUUAUUUGAGACGGACACAUCAAAUUCAUUUGUCUGGAAGUAUUUUUGUUAUCAAUUUGGUUAUUUUUUUAUUUGGUAUCGUGUGGAGUUUUACAAUGAACACAACCUAAAUGAGUCCUAAGAUCUAUUUAAACAAUUAUUUUAAAUACGUACUAUUUAAAUCACAUGUGAUAAAUAUUUUAAGUACAUUAGAAACAUUGUCAUAGUUUCAUGUUAUGUACAGUUUGGCUGAUGAAUCUUGACCUGUCUGAAGUUAGCUAUUUGACUGAACUUCAGCCAAACAAUUUAUUCCUAAAUAAAAAUAAAUGCACAACAAAAAGUCUAACUAGAGAUUUGUCAAGAUUCGUGGGCUGUAAUAAACAGAGAUUUUAUUAUUCAUGUAGUACAAACGACAUAAAUAAUAUUUUUUAACUUAUUUAGUUGACAGCUAAAUAAUAUUUUUUUAAUAAUAACUUCAUAUUGAUAUGUUGAUACUGCAAACAUAAUAGUUGUAUCGCUAACUGUAUGGACUGUAUGAAUCUUGUUACAUAAUUGUUAUUUCUUAACGUCUCCAAUCAACAUUGAUUAAAAAUGAAUGACUGUAUUUUUUUCUGAAAUCAAAUCAAUUUUGUUAAAUUAAAUAUUCUUCCGACG